AUGGAUCCCGAAGGUCCCAUCACCGCGGGAGCGACUACUCCCCAACGCUCGGGAACCCUCAAGAAGAAGGACUCCGUGAAGAAAAAGGGACGGUCCCGUUCGGGCUCCACCAAGAGCUUAGGACUUGGCGAGCCCGAUUCGAGGAACUCGUUGUUUUAUUCGCCCGUACCUACCCACAGUAAUCCGACCGAGAUUCUGGUGAAUCGGUUUCAAUCGUGGAGAAAGGUUCUGAAAGACGUCAUAACCUACUUCCGCGAAGUUCAGACUCAGCACGAAGCUCGUACACGCAGCAUCGGCAAACUUACGAGCGCUCUCAACUCCGCGACCCGGCCCAGCGACUUCCUUGCCCAGGGAGGCAUCUUCGAAACCAACACUGAGCUUGGUGAUUUUCACAAGGAGGCCAUCAUCAACUCUCAGAACGCAGCCAAGAUCGAGACCGAGGUCAUCAGUCAUUUGAACGAACUCAGGAAUGAUCUAAACGCCAAGAUCAAAGAGAUCAAAGCCCUUUCCGGUGACUUCAAGAGUAAUGUCGAAAAGGAGCAGGAGGCCUCCAAGAAGGAGGUCCUGAAGCUCAGUGAGGCGUUGGAGGCAUUCCAAUCCAAUCCUUCGGGAGCCAAGGAUCCGUAUAUCGUCAAGUUGGGCGUCGAGAGGCAGUUGAAACAUCACAUUGCGGAAGAGAACUAUCUCCACAGGGCCUAUCUUAACCUCGAGUCGAGUGGUCGCGAGCUUGAGAUGAUCAUUGUUGGCGAGAUCCAGAAGGCAUACGACACCUACGUCAAGAUCGUCAGAAGGGAGGGCCAGGAGCUCAUCGACCUGUCCGAGCGCCUCACGGCGACGACUCUUCGUCUUCCCCAGGACUACGAAUGGUCUGCUUUCGUUGAACGGGACUCUCAUAUGGUUAACCCGACCAUUCCCUUGAGAUCUGUGGACGAGAUCGAGUACCCCGGCCACAGCCACCCUGCUGUCAUUGAGGUCCGUACUGGGAUGUUGGAGAGGAAGUCCAAGUACCUCACGUCGUUUACUCCGGCCUGGUACGUCCUGUCGCCGACUUACCUUCACGAAUUUAAGUCACCUGACCAUAAUCGUGAUCCGACGCCGGUCAUGUCACUGUACCUCCCUGAGUCUUCGCUAGGAAAGCAUUCGGACCCAUCUGCCGUCUCCCACAAGUUUGUGCUCAAAGCUCGCCAAUCCGGCGCACUUCAUCGUGGACACAGCUGGGUGUUCCGUGCCGAGUCUCACGCCGUGAUGCUGCAAUGGUACGAGGCGAUCAAGAAACUCAUCGAGGUUUCCGGAGCGGAGAGGGAUGCCUAUGUGAUGAGGACCACUUCGCAGCGCAUCCACGCUGCCCCACACACAGCUGAGAUUGCCCACGGCCAAGACCAUACCCACAAGCACAUGGCUGAGGAAAAUCCCCAGGCCGAAUCUUAUAGUGACGACAACAGUCUUGACAACGAUGAGGCCGAUGAGAUCCCGUAUUCUGGGCAGCAGAGCGAGCUGGAAUAUCCCGUCCACGAAGAAAUGAUGCGUCCACCAAGACGACCUGAAGCCGGAAGGUUCCCGAGUGAUAUCAAGAUCAAUCGUGGUCUCGACGACAGGCAGAGCACCAGAAGCAGAGAUUCCAGCACAUCUGUCAUCGCCGCUGCUAGUGCCUUGCCUAGUGCUAUGCCUUAUCACGGGCACGACGAUACCAACAGCAGAGACUAUGCGUACCAGCAGAACCCUUCCGCUCGUGAUUCCGUCAUUCGUGACUCUGCCACCCGUGAUCACAAUGACAUCGAACGGACUUAUGUUGUCGUCCCACCCAUGACCCACAUGCGUCCCGAUAGUCCUUCAUCUUGGUCUUCUGGUGAAAAGUACCCUGUCGAAGAAACCCAUCGCCAGAGCGGUUUUACCGCAGUCGCUACUCCAACCCAACAAUCCCCCACCUCGGCCACUCACCAGUCCCCCAAUAUCCCCCGCGCAACCGGCUUUGGAAUCGACCCGAUCACAGGCGAGCACGAGUCUUCUCACUCGGCGUCCCCGUCCCGCCACAUCGCUUUUCUCGGCGACAAUGCUCCGGCCCCAGUCCCCGUCUCGGACGCCGACAUCGAUCCCCGCGAACCCAUCCCGGCCAACGAGCUCGGCCCAGUCGCACUAGAGUCUGGCGCCGAGUCUUUAGAUGCCGUGGCCAACUCUCAUCCGUUCGGUGACGGUCUCCCGCCGUUGUCGUCAGUUGUCGUAGAUCAUAAUGCCCCCGUUGGUGCACCGGUCAAUACUUCUAGGGCUGGAAGGUCUCUGGUGCUUAAUGACAUGGCUACUCCUACUGGAUAUGAGGCAGAUGAGGAGGAGAGGCCUGGUAUCUAUAGGGAUAACUCGAACCACACUGUGGGUCAGGGAACGAUCAGUGAUCUGCCAAUGCCUGGAAAGUAUCCCAAGAGGGAGUAG
Tricharina praecox is the source of this 2424-nucleotide messenger RNA. RefSeq lists its product as uncharacterized. Lineage: Eukaryota; Fungi; Ascomycota; Pezizomycetes; Pezizales; Pyronemataceae. The record is from RefSeq and is a predicted model, not a curated record. The coding region runs from base 1 to 2424 and encodes 807 amino acids. The transcript is spliced from 5 exons.